AUGUCUGGACGCGGAAAGGGAGGAAAAGCCAAGACCGGAGGAAAGGCCAAGUCUCGUUCGUCGAGAGCCGGACUCCAAUUCCCGGUCGGACGUCUCCAUCGUCUUCUUCGCAAAGGAAACUACGCCCAGCGCGUCGGAGCCGGAGCGCCAGUCUACUUGGCCGCAGUGCUCGAAUACCUCGCCGCCGAAGUGCUCGAGUUGGCCGGAAACGCCGCCCGUGACAACAAAAAGACCCGCAUCGCGCCGAGACAUCUCCAACUGGCAGUUCGCAACGACGAAGAGCUCAACAAGCUGCUGGCCGGAGUGACCAUCGCGCAGGGAGGAGUUCUGCCGAACAUCCAGGCCGUCCUUCUGCCGAAGAAGACUGCCGGAGACAAGGAAUAG
Molecule: messenger RNA, 384 nt
Organism: Caenorhabditis sp. 36 PRJEB53466
Lineage: Eukaryota; Metazoa; Nematoda; Chromadorea; Rhabditida; Rhabditidae
Source: the annotation of a GenBank genome assembly